Messenger RNA from Diaporthe batatas, 2178 nucleotides. RefSeq lists its product as uncharacterized. The record is from RefSeq and is a predicted model, not a curated record. Lineage: Eukaryota; Fungi; Ascomycota; Sordariomycetes; Diaporthales; Diaporthaceae. Bases 1 to 2178 code for a protein of 725 amino acids. The transcript has 2 exons.
AUGACGCUCGAGAAGGACAUCCGCGACUUGAAUUCAAGCUGGGAAGGCCAUAUAAGAUCUUAUAAAGACGACAUCAACAGAAUCAGAACGACGCUCGGGAGCAUCGAGAGUAAAGCAACAGAGAUGCUCCGCCAAAAUCGCUACGUGAUCGACAAAAUUGAUGUUGAGCUGCUCACAUCAAAGCUGUCUGCUCUAACUGUCGAAACUGAGCUUAUGAAGAGGGCCCGCGAGAUUCUGAAAAGUUUGGACUAUGAGCAGCGCCACGCGAGGCAUGAAGCGAUCCCACUUGCGCAUCAGCAGACCUUUCGAUGGGCAUUGCAGGAACGCCGAGGCCCGGGCAGUGUUGGCCAGGGCUACCUACAGAGUGGGGUUGACUUUCCUCGCUGGCUGCAAGAAGGAAACGACACGUUUUGGAUAUCCGGAAAGCCAGGAUCAGGAAAGUCGACGUUGAUGAAAUUCAUCGCGGGCCACAAGGACACGCGGCACAUGCUUGAUAAUACUCUCGCCGACCAGACAAGGCCAGGAAUUAAAUUCUGCAUUUUUGUUGACGGCUUGGACGAAUUUGAGGGCGACCCGUUGGACCUCAUCAAGCCCCUACAAGCUUUAUCGAAAUCCAGCCUGGUGAAGCUGUGCGUUGCCAGCAGGCCCUGGAACGCCUUCGAACAGGCAUUUGGUCAACGUUCUGAUUUGAAAUUAUACGUCCAUGACCUGACGUCUGAGGAUAUCCGUGCUUUUGCAUCAGACCGCCUGAAGACUCACCCUAACUGGGGUUCAUUCGCCUCCGAGGAAGACUCUAAUUCUAUCAUUGAGAAUAUCACAGAAAGAUCUGGAGGGGUGUUCCUUUGGGUAUUCCUAGUCACAAGGGAGUUACGGGAAGGUCUGAACAAUUUCGACACCUUGGCCGACUUGAAGAAAAGGCUGCACAAAAUGCCGUCCGAGCUCGGUCCAUUCUUCAAGCACAUCCUGGCUUCUGUGGAUUCAUUCUACCAAGCCAAGACGGCAGAAACACUUCGGCUCUCGUUGGCGGCAGACGAGGCCAAUCGCGGGUUUUCAAUGCCUUUCAGCCUUUAUUACUUCCACGACAAGGAAUAUGACGACCCAGGAUUCGCCCUGAGGAUGCCUGUCGAGCCCAAGCCGGAGGCGAACACAGCCAUGCACAUGAGGCAGAGAGUCCACUACCGGCUGAACGGUAUCUGCAAGGGGCUCCUUGAGCUGAACGGCAAUUUUGUCGGCUACCUCCACAGAACCGUGAGGGACUGGCUCAGGGACCCUGAGAUGCAACAAUACCUAGAGGAAAAGUCCGCGGCAACAUUCAACCCCUUCGAGGCUAUCCUGUCAGCAUCCUUGGCAGGGAUCAAGAGCACCAGGUUCACGGACGGCAUACUCACCAGGAAAGAUGGGUUGGCCUACACGUGGCACGGAAAAUUGAACCACCGCCUGCGAGAGGCUCUCUCAUACGUUUCCUAUGCCGAGACCGCUAGACAUAGCGAUGCGGAAAUAGUCCAGAUCGUCGAUUGCUUGGGUGAUUCCGUCGAGAAAUUAUUCGCCGUCAAUGGCGCGCAAUUCAGUCUCUGGACAGAGGCGCCUGCGAGGAACCCUAGAAUGAUGUUCAGGCAGCAUUUGUUGGAAGCUCGACUCUGGGAUUAUAUUUCACUAAAGCUGCAACAUGACCCCGGUUAUUUCGCUCAGUAUCCCGCCACGCCCUUUUACGCAUUGUUGAGAGAUGAUACACUAGCGAGCCAUUCCCGAAUGGUAUGGACACAAGAGCGGGUCGAGUUGGUCAACGGCGUCCUGGCUGAGGAGCAAAACAUUGCCUCCGGACGCAGCUACGACAGUGCCUCCGCGGACAGAGUCAUCUGGACAUUGAUGAUACGAGAUUGCCUGCCUGAAAAUAUGGUGGACAUUGAGACCAUACCUACGGCUGAGAAUCUGUGUUCAUUCAUGUCCGCACUCGAGUUAGGUAUCAUGUCCACAUUAGCCAGUCGGCUUCAACUGAGUGCGGAGAUUUAUGUGGCCCACACUCCUCUUAUCUCCAUACCAUCCUGGUUUGGACUCAUUUUACUGCUCUUCAAAUGUGGAAGCCUCUCUUGCCAGCGAAAGGAGGAGUCGAUCCAGGUUCUUGAAGAGUGUCUCGAGUCACCCAGCACUAGUGUUGCCAGAUUGGGUACAACAUUUUAG